AUAUGAUUUUACAGAGUGCUAUGCUCUGACCAAACAAAAACUCUCCGUAUCCUUGACUGUCAAAUGGACACAUCAGACCUGGUCAACUUUGAAGUUUUCCUCCAAAGUCUCCCGCAAGCCUACCAUCCAAGGAAACUACAGCCCAUAAUCCUCGCAUCCUCCAAAACCCUACAAAAACACUCAAUUCACAAACAAGCAACCCCAUUCACCUAAAUUCAAAAGCCCGAUUCCAAACAAAAAUGUACGUCACAAGGCCACUCUCCCUCUACUACAACUCCCCAACCGCUGCAGCAGAGCCACCACCCGAAGGGCCGAGCUCCGGUAUACUGGUGGUUAACGAUGAACAGACCACAGAGAAGCGAGCAGCGUGUUGCUGGGGUCUGUUUAAUACCUAUAGGUUGCAUGAUCUGCCGUUUCCACAGAAUAAGAUGAUCGAAGUUCGGUACACUACGAGGCUUGGGCUCUCUCAUCAGACGUAUAGUGAUGACGUUUUCUUUGUUCCCGUGAUUGAUCAACCUCUGUCGUCAAAUCGGUACUAUGUUAUUAGAGCACAUGGAAAGGGAAAGGGGAAAGCUUGCACAUGUUCGAAACAGGAGGGUGCAACGACAUGCUGUUUCUGCACAUUGCCACAUGAUAUCGAGCCUACUACUUUUGAUCACAACGAUAUCUACCAACAAGUUGAGAUAAUCCAAACUCACAGAAAAAGGUUCUAUGCUAAGUCCAUAGCUUCUGAUGGAAUACCUCCACAAUUCUUGAGAACAAGAGGUUGGCGAGCCUAUGCUUUCGAGCCAUCCAACUUCUCUCUAGGCGAAGCCCAAGGUCUAAACUCAAUCCUCCGCAGUCAAAUGCCCGAUCAAUUUUCUUCUUCCACAGUUGUGGGAAAAUGGUACAUCCCUUCCGUUUUUGUCAAGGAAGGUGACGUAUUGAAUGACAAAAUGAGGAAGCCCAUGUUCUAUGAAAUGACUCUAGAGCAAUAUUGGGAAGAGAUAUAUGCUUGUGAAAAUGAUAGUCAUGAAGGAAAUGUUGUGGAGGUGGGUGUUAAUGUUAUAAGAGAGUUUGCAUUGCUGAAUGGGAGGGAAAAUGUGAAGGGUGAUAUUGAGAUGAAAGAUGGAUUUAUAUAUUUUGAGCCUGUUAAUUCAGUAGGGAAUGGUUUAGGAUUGAAUUUGAUCAUAUGGGAGAGGAUGAGAUGGGAGGAAGAGAGAGGAGGUUGGGUGAGUGGCGAGAAGAUGGAGAGGGUGGAAAGAGAGGAGAUUUAUGAAGGGGAGAGGGAGUGGAAGAAGUACGAUUGCUAUUUGUUAGUAGAGAGGUUUGUCCUCAAAAGAAUGAAUGGAAGUGUGGCUUUGACUUGUGAGUUUAAGCACACUAACAAAAUUAGAAGCAAAUGGGUGUGAAUUUAUAACGUUUGGGGAGGCUAAAUGUGAUGGGGAAAGAAUUUGAUAAUUUGAGUGCUUAAUAUGUUACCAUUGUGUUCUUUCCUUUCUUUC
Asparagus officinalis (garden asparagus) is the source of this 1484-nucleotide messenger RNA. RefSeq lists its product as uncharacterized. The record is from RefSeq and is a predicted model, not a curated record. The transcript has 2 exons. The coding region runs from base 240 to 1391 and encodes 383 amino acids. Lineage: Eukaryota; Viridiplantae; Streptophyta; Magnoliopsida; Asparagales; Asparagaceae.